This is a messenger RNA of Budorcas taxicolor (takin), 3337 nucleotides long. RefSeq names its product kelch repeat and BTB domain containing 12 (gene KBTBD12). The record is from RefSeq and is a predicted model, not a curated record. Lineage: Eukaryota; Metazoa; Chordata; Mammalia; Artiodactyla; Bovidae. Bases 383 to 2254 code for a protein of 623 amino acids. Gene Ontology annotation, molecular function: protein binding. The transcript is spliced from 6 exons.
AUGGAUGUGAGAGUUGGACUAUAAAGAAAGCUGAGCGCCGAAGAAUUGAUGCUUUUGAACUGUGGUGUUGGAGAAGACUCCUGAGAGUCCCUUGGACUGCAAGGAGGUCCAACCAGUCCAUCCUAAAGAUCAGUCCUGGGUGUUCAUUGGAAGGAAUGAUUUUGAAGCUGAAACUCCAAUACUUUGGCCACCUGAUGUGAAGAGCUGACUCAUUUGGAAAGACCCUGAUGCUGGGAAAGAUUGAGGGCAGGAGGAGAAGGGGACCACAGAGGGAGUGCUUCGUGACAUCUCUGUUGCUUGGUGAGUAAUCAGACAUGAAAACAGGCCCUCGAGAAUCAAGCUACAUUUAAAGAAGACCUUCUUGGGCACCGGAGAGGGCGCCAUGGAGUGCAAGUCCGAGGGGAAAGAGAAAUACCAGCACAGCCUGAACUUGCUGAACAGAAUUAACAGCAUGAAAGAGUUAGGGGAGAUGAUCGACGUUGUGAUCAUCGCGGAAGGGGAGGCGUUCCCCUGCCACAGACUGGUCCUGGCUGCCUUUAGUCCGUAUUUCAAAGCCAUGUUUACCUGCGGGCUGCUCGAGUGCACCCAGAGAGAGGUGGUGCUUCACGACAUCACGGCGGAAAGCGUGGCGGUGAUACUGCGUUACAUGUACCACGCGGCCCUGGAGGUCAGCAACGCCAACGUGCAGACGGUGGCCGUGGCAGCCUACUUCAUGCAGAUGGAGGAUGUCUUCCAGGUGUGUCAGAAGCACAUGAUGGCCCACAUGGAUGCCUCCAACUGUGUCGGCAUCUAUUAUUUUGCAAAGCAGAUUGGAGCUGAAGACUUAGCCGAUCGAUCGAGGAAAUAUUUGUACCAGCACUUUGCCGAGGUGAGCUUCCACGAAGAGAUCCUAGAAGUGGAGGUGCACCAGCUCCUGACGCUGAUUCAGUCGGACGACCUGAACGUGUCCCGAGAGGAGAGCAUUCUGGACCUCGUCCUGAGGUGGGUCAAUCAUCGCCCGGACCACCGCACGCAGCACCUCGUGGAGCUUCUGAAGCAGGUGAGGUUGCAGCUGGUCAGCCCUGCCUUCCUGAGACAAGCCCUGAGGAGGAACACAGCGCUCCUGUGCGACGCGAGCUGCAUCGACCUCAUUCAGAACGCGUUCAAAGCCAUCAAGACGGCCCGGCCGCACGCCCAGAACCUUCGUUACGGCAUGGAGACCACCAGCCUCCUGCUGUGCGUCGGCACCAAUGCUUCCGGAAUCAGGUCGAGACACAGGAACUACGGGGACGCCAGCUUUUGCUAUGACCCUGCAUCGCGGAAGACCUAUUUCAUCUCCUCUCCCAAGUACGGGGAGGGUUUGGGCACCGUGUGUGCUGGCGUCGUCAUGGAAGACAACACUAUCGUCGUGGCUGGGGAAGCCAGCGCCUCUAAACUCUCCAGACAGAGGAGCAAGAACGUUGAAAUCUACAGGUACCACGAUAGAGGAAACCAGUUUUGGGAGAAGUUAUGCACGGCAGAAUUUCGAGAGCUCUACGCUCUGGGCGCCGUCCGUAACGACCUCUAUGUGAUAGGAGGACAGAUGAAAGUUAAAAACCAGUAUCUUAUCACAAACUGUGUUGACAAGUACUCUGUGGAACGGGACACCUGGAAAAGGGUGUCUCCGCUUCCUCUGCAGCUGGCGUGCCAUGCGGUUGCCACAGUGGACAAUAAACUCUACGUGAUUGGAGGCUGGACCCCUCAGAUGGAUCUUCCUGAUGAAGAACCUGAUCGAUUGAGCAACAAGCUGUUGAGAUACGACCCCAGCCAAGACCAAUGGACGGAGCGGGCGCCCAUGAAGUACUCCAAGUACCGGUUCAGCACAGCUGUGGUCAACAGUGAGAUUUAUGUUUUGGGUGGGAUCGGCUGCGUCGGCCGGGACAGGGGCCAGGUCCGGAAGUGCCUGGACGUGGUGGAGAUCUACAACCCGGACGGGGACUUCUGGAGAGAGGGGCCCCCGAUGCCCACGCCCCUGCUUGGGCUGCGCUCCAACUCCACCAGCGCGGGCGCCGUGGAUGGGAAGCUCUACGUCUGCGGGGGCUUCCACGGAGCAGAUCGACACGAGGUUAUCUGCAAGGAGAUCCUGGAGCUGGACCCCUGGGAGAACCAGUGGAACGUUGUGGCCGUCGACGUCCUCAUGCACGACAGCUACGACGUCUGCCUGGUGGCCAGGAUGAACCCCCGCGACCUCAUCCCCCCGCCAUCGGAUCUGGUGGAGGAGGGCGGGGGGCGCUGAGGUCAGCGUCGCCCAGGGGCCUCCCGUGGUGUCUGCGGCGGAGGACUGGGCGUGGGGGUGCACACGUACAUCCGUCACCCAGGACACGUGGGUUCGCAUGAGUAGUGGCCCCCAAGCAGAGCAGCGCGUGCUGGGCGCCGCAGGGGAUGUGGGUUAUGCAGACAGAGGGGACCCAGCCUUUGCAGUGUCUUCCCCACGGUCGGAGGGUAAGGACGGAGCUGCCCGCUUCAGUCACAGUUGAGCAGUACCGGGAAACAGCCUUCUCUCAAAAUACAAUUUAGGAAUGUUGUUCGAACCGCCCUUGGACACCCGUCUAUUUCACUCGUCAUCUCUGCUUCUGGAAGCCCGCUGCAUGCAGAGCGCAUUCCGGUCGCUGUCCGGUCGCUGUCCGAUCGCUGUCCGGUCGCUGUCCGGUCGCUGUCCGGUUUCCCAAGGGUUCCACAUGCACAAGACUCUUCUUAAGCAGGAACCCCUUACUUAAGUGGACCCCCUCUGACUUCCCCAGGGGAGACCGGAGUAGACAGAGACAGCUUUGGAGCAGAGCCGUGCGACUGUGUUGUCGGUGUUCAAUCGCUCAGUCGUGUCUCUUUGCGAGCCCGUGGCCUGCAGCACGCCAGGCCUCCCUGUCCAUCACCAACUCCCAGGCUUUGCUCAGGCUCAUGUCCAUGGAGUCGGUGAUGCCAUCCAACCAUCUCAUCCUCUGUCAUCCCCUUCUCCCGCCUGCACUCUUUCCCAGCACUAGGGUCUUUUCCAAGGAGUCGGUUCUUCACAUCAGGUGGCCAAAGGAUUGGAGCUUCAGCUUCAGCAUCAGUCCUCCCACUGAAUAUUCAGUCGAUUUCCUUUAGGAUGGACUGGUGGGAUCUAGACGUGACUUUGAACUCUGGGAGACAGUGGAGGGCGGAGGAGCCUGGCGCGCUGCAGUGCCUGGGGUCGCAGAGAGGGGGACGACCCGACUUAGAGGCUGAACAGCAGCGACAGCCUCCUCUUGCUGAUAGAGUUAGUGACCCAGCCUCAAGUGCUUCCCUGUCUGCCCCGCUCUCGCCCGAGCUGAAGGCUGUCCCAGUGCGUAUUGGGGGGGGGGGG